AUGUCGCGUGGUUCAAACACGGGUGAGAGAAGUCCUGAAGGUCCAGCGAGCCCUAGUCCCGAGCCGGAAUACGAGGCUUUGUUCGGCGUGGUUUUUCCGAUCUAAUUUUUAGGAUAACUGGUCAUUUUAGGAAUCAGCGAAUGAUCCUGAAUUUGAGGAGCUUAUGCGUCGGCGUGCUCUGCUUUUACAGGAACUUGGAGAGUGUGGUAUUUUCUUCAUUUUUCUUUAAUCUUAGAUGAAAUUGUUUCAAGAAGACUCUGACUCGGAAGUUCUUGAAACGCCUUGCAAAAUGCAACGGCUCGACGAUUCCUAUGAUGCUAUGGAAAAAAUAUUCGAGAUAGAAGGUUUAUUGGUCGAAUGAUCGAAACAAGAUUAAUUUCUAGAGACAAAUGGUGCCGAAACUUCGUACUUUGACGAUUACAAAGAGGAAACUAUGACGCCAAGGUUGGUUCUUUGCCUUGCUUUCAAUUUAAUUGAUUUUCAGAAGAUCCGAGUCGCAAUCCAGUAUGGAAUUCGAAGAUGAGGAGGAAUAUGAAGAGUUCCACGAAGAAGUUGAAACCAAUGGAAAAUGCCCAUUUUCCAACGGAGCGGUAGAAAAUGAGGGAAAAACUUGGAACUGAUGGAGAGAGUUUAGAAAAGUCCGGUUAUUGAUACGGAGACAUUGGACGAAUGGCUGCAGCAGCCUUUGGAAGAGAAUAAUGGCCAGAGCAAUGGAAAUUUGACCGUGUAAGUACAUUGGGGACGUUUUUCGAGGCUUUUUUGUCGUGACUUGAAAGUUCUGGGUUCUGUUUCACUUAUCCUAUUUUUUUAGAUUUUUAGUUUUCAUGAAUUAUUCGCCAAUUUUCAUGGAUUAUUUCAUCCAUGUUUAGUUGUAAUUAGAAAAAAACGUGAGAGUUUUUUCGGGUUUGAAAAAAUUUUACAGUAAACUAAAAUCAAGCUUUUUGGUGUAGACUUUAAAAAUAAUUUUUUUGAGGUGGAAAAAUGUGCUGGAUCGCAUGGACAACGACUGCUUCUACCCGAUGCCCUAG
Molecule: messenger RNA, 1028 nt
Organism: Caenorhabditis auriculariae
Lineage: Eukaryota; Metazoa; Nematoda; Chromadorea; Rhabditida; Rhabditidae
Source: the annotation of a GenBank genome assembly